Penicillium maclennaniae is the source of this 1266-nucleotide messenger RNA. RefSeq lists its product as uncharacterized. The record is from RefSeq and is a predicted model, not a curated record. The transcript is spliced from 3 exons. NCBI's taxonomy places the organism in Eukaryota, Fungi, Ascomycota, Eurotiomycetes, Eurotiales, Aspergillaceae. Gene Ontology annotation, molecular function: oxidoreductase activity. The coding region runs from base 1 to 1266 and encodes 421 amino acids.
AUGAACAGCACGUCCUUCACGGGGCCUCUCUCAGGCUCAAAGACCAUUCUCUCCUCACCACCAUGGCUCCCCUACGCCCUAGCCUUCCUACUAGGUUACCCCCUACUCACAAGAGCUCUCCGCUACCAACGCGUCAACAGCCUCCCUCAAAAAUACAACUACCCAACCCGUGAAUCCAUGGCCAAAAUGACCGACGAAGAAGCCUUCCAGAUUCAAAAAGCAGUAGCGCAGCUCGAGUUCCCAUUCAUAUUCAUCAAGUCCCUACAAUUCGCCCUCUUCCGAACAUACGGCAUCCCCACAAUCUCAGCUCUUCUAACAAAGACAACUCAAUUCUCCAACCCGGCCACAUCCCUGAAACGCUACACAGACACAUCAACCCUCGUUCAAGAAAUGGUCGGUAACAGCCCGACCUCCUCACGCGCAAUGACCUCUUUCGCACGCACGCGCUACCUCCAUGCUGGAUACCGCGCUUCGGGCAAGAUUCUUGAACCAGACAUGUUGUACACGCUUGCUCUCUUCGCACUAGAACCUAUCCGGUUCAUUGAGCGGUUCGAAUGGCGGGCUCUGAGUGAUCUGGAACGGUGUGCGAUAGGUACGUUCUGGAAGAGCGCGGGAGAUGCGUUGGGGGUUAGUUAUGAUGCGUUACCGUCUGGGCGGGGAUUCCGGGAUGGGAUUCAGUGGCUUGAGGAGAUUGAGAGAUGGAGUAAGGAGUAUGAGAGAGAAUUCAUGGUUCCUGAUGUCAAGAAUCGGGAUACGGCGGAUCAGACUACUGCUAUCCUGGUUUAUAUGUUGCCGGGGUGGUUGUGUCCGGUUGGGUUGCAGUUUGUUUCGUUUAUGAUGGACGAGAGGUUGAGAAGAGCCAUGCUGUACGAUCCUCCGACUGCGUUCUUUAGUGCGCUGUUUGCGAGUCUGCUUACUGUCCGAAAGCUUUUCUUGAGGUAUCUGGUUCCUCCGAGGCCUUAUUUCUUGCGGUAUGCUUCAUUAACGGAGGAGCCGGAUCAGAGUAAUCGCUUCUUCCUUACGAACUGGGAGGCGGCCCCCUAUUAUGUUAAACCAACUUUGUGGAACCAUUGGGGUCCGAUGGCUUGGUUGACUUGGGCUCUCGGUCGUCCUGUUCCCGGUGAUGAAGAAGAUAAGUAUUAUCCCUCUGGUUACGAUAUUGCCGACGUUGGGCCAAAGCACUUUGAAGGGAAGGGGAAGGAGGAGUUGGAGGAGAUGAUGGAGCACUUGAAGGAGUUUCGGACAGGGAAGUGUCCGUUCCAUUGA